Miscanthus lutarioriparius is the source of this 1323-nucleotide messenger RNA. NCBI's taxonomy places the organism in Eukaryota, Viridiplantae, Streptophyta, Magnoliopsida, Poales, Poaceae. The record is from the annotation of a GenBank genome assembly.
AUGGCCACCACCGUGAACCCUGACCCGGAGGCGGCGCUCGGCGGCGCGAAGGAACCGAGGGGCCCAAGGUCGCUGCUUGCGCGCGCGCGCGACAACCUGGCGUUCCAGUCGGUGUGGCCGGAGCUGAACGGCGCCAUGGGCGACCUGGGCACCUACAUCCCGAUCGUGCUGUCGCUGGCGCUGGCUCGGCACCUGGACCUCGGCACCACGCUCGUCUUCACGGGCAUCUACAACGCCAUCACGGGGCUCAUCUACGGCGUGCCCAUGCCCGUGCAGCCGAUGAAGGCGAUCGCCGCCACCGCGCUGUCCGACGCGUCGUUCGGCGUCCCCGAGAUCAUGGCCGCCGGCAUCCUGACCGCCGCCUUCGUGCUCCUCCUCGGCGCCACGCGGCUCAUGCAGCUCGUCUACCGGGUCGUCCCGCUCCCCGUCGUGCGCGGCAUCCAGCUCGCGCAGGGGCUCAACUUCGCCAUGGCGGCCGUCAAGUACAUCCGUUACGAGCAGGGUCUGGAGAGCAGCAGCAGGAGGAGGAGGACGGGGACUGUCCGCCGAGAGCAAGGCACCCAUCCCGAUGAAAAUCAACAAGAACCAGAAGAAGAGGAAGAGAGGCAAGGUGGUGGUGGCUGGCGGUCUAUGGUACGGCGCGCGGCGCCGGCGAUACCGUCGGCGGUGAUGGUGUUCGUUCUGGGCGUGGCGUUCGCGGUGGCGCGGCACCCGGCGGCGGUGCGGGAGCUGCGCUUGGGUCCGUCGCGGAUGCGCGUGGUGCGCAUCUCGCGUGAGGCGUGGAAGCAAGGGUUCCUCAAGGGCGCGGUGCCGCAGAUCCCGCUGUCCGUGCUCAACUCCGUGGUGGCCGUCUGCAAGCUGACGCGCGACCUGUUCCCGGACAAGGCGCCGUCGGCGACGCCGACGUCGGUGUCGGUGACGAUGGGCGGGAUGAACCUGGUGGGGUGCUGGUUCGGCGCCAUGCCGUGCUGCCACGGCGCGGGCGGGCUGGCGGGGCAGUACAAGUUCGGCGGGCGCAGCGGCGGGUGCGUGGCGGCGCUGGGCGCGCUGAAGCUGGCGCUGGGCCUGCUCCUGGGCGGCUCCAUGCUGCGGGUGCUCUCGGAGUUCCCCGUGGGACUGCUCGGCGUGCUCCUGCUGUUCGCGGGAGUGGAGCUCGCCGUCGCCGCCAGGGACAUGUCGUCAAAGGCCGAGGCUUUCGUCAUGCUGCUCUGCACCGCCGUGUCGAAUGUGGGAUCCAGCGCCGCGCUCGGGUUCCUCUGCGGCAUGAUCGCCCACGGCCUGCUCAUGCUCAGGGCAUGGGCCAUGGGGGUCAGGCUCAGCUAG